AUGGAAAGUUCAAUAAAAACAAUCCAACUCAUCUUCUUAGCUCUCCUAUUUUCUCUCUCAUCAGCCUCAACAGUUGACCAGUCUUUCCUCCGGUGCCUGGACGACCACUCCGACCCCUCCAGUCCGACCUCUGCAGUUCUCUACAGUCCAAACAACUCCUCCUUUUCCUCCCUCCUCCAAAACUACCUCAACAACCUCCGCUUCAAUUCCUCCGCCACUCCAAAGCCCCAAUUCAUCCUCACCGCUCUCCAAAUCUCCCACAUUCAGGCCGCCGUCGUCUGCGCCAAAUCCCACGGCCUCCAAAUCAAAAUCCGCAGCGGCGGCCAUGACUACGAGGGCCUCUCCUACCGCUCCGAUUUCUCCGAUUUUUUCAUACUAGAUUUGUUCAAUCUCCGGGCCGUCGACGUCGACGCCGACGCCGGAACGGCGUGGGUCGAGGCCGGCGCGAUCCUCGGCGAGGUCUACUACGCCAUCGCUGAGAAGAGCGCGGCCCUCGGCUUCCCCGCCGGAGUCUGCCCCCGGGUCGGCGUCGGCGGCCACUUCGGCGGGGGCGGCUACGGGAACAUGAUCCGCGCGCACGGCCUCUCGGUCGACAACAUCGUUGACGCGAGGCUCGUUGACGCCGGAGGACGCCUCCUCGACCGGGAGGCCAUGGGCGAGGAUCUGUUCUGGGCGAUCACCGGCGGCGGAGGGUAUAGCUUCGGCGUCGUGGUGUCGUAUAAAAUCGAGCUCGUCCCGGUCCCGCCGAAAGUAACGGUUUUUAGAAUCCAACGGUUGUUUAACGAGAAUCUGACGAACCUCGUUUACCGUUACGUAGAGGCUGCGGCGACAGAACUGCCGCCGCAGCUUUUUAUCAGGAUGAGCCUGGACAUUGUGAACGUCUCGAACGUCGCGACGAAUCGGGCUAGAUUCGUCGCAAUGUUCCUUGGUGCAUCAGGGGAAUUACUUUCCCUUAUGCACCAGAAAAUUCCUGAAUUGGAAUUGAAAGAGACAGAUUGUCUGGAAAUGAGCUGGAUCGAAUCAGUGCUAUUUUGGAGUAGUUUUAAGCCGGGAACUCCGGCGACUGCUCUUCUGAAUCGAAAACCCCCAAAAGUCGAUUACCUAAAAAGGAAAUCGGAUUACUUAAAGAAGCCGAUUCCAAAGCCAGAAGUUGAGCUCAUAUUAAGGAAAAUGGUGGAAUUGCAAGCUCCGGAGUUGGUGUUCAACCCCUACGGCGGUAGAAUGGCGGAGAUUCCGUCGUGGGCGAAGCCUUUCCCUCACAGAGCCGGCAACAUUGCGAAGCUACAGUAUGCGACGAACUGGGAAGAAGGCGGCGAGGUGGCGGCGAAUCAAUACGUGAAUUUGACACGCCAGCUAUUUGAUUAUAUGUCGCCAUACGUGUCAGCAUCGCCUAGGGAGGCGUUUUUGAACUAUAGAGAUCUGGACAUCGGAAUCAAUGAUGGAGGUCUAGAUAGCUAUGAGCAGGGAAAGGUCUAUGGGCUAAAAUAUUUCAAGGAAAAUUUCUAUAGAUUGGUGAAGAUCAAGACAAUUGUUGAUCCCGAUAAUUUGUUCAGAAACGAGCAAAGCAUUCCAGUUUCACCCAAAUAG
Messenger RNA from Salvia splendens (bonfire salvia), 1587 nucleotides. Its product is annotated as berberine bridge enzyme-like 8. Gene Ontology annotation, molecular function: FAD binding; oxidoreductase activity. The record is from RefSeq and is a predicted model, not a curated record. NCBI's taxonomy places the organism in Eukaryota, Viridiplantae, Streptophyta, Magnoliopsida, Lamiales, Lamiaceae. The transcript has a single exon. The coding region runs from base 1 to 1587 and encodes 528 amino acids.